AUGGCAGAUAGGUUGGCGCGCAUUCUCGGCACAGAAGACGACCGGUAAGUCUUGCGCACAAAGCUCUAGAUCAACUGCCCGUUUUACUGGAAAAUCGGCGCUUGCCGGCACGGCGACCAUUGCAGCCGCACACAUUACCGGCCCGCCGUCUCGACGACCAUUUUGCUGAAACACUUCUACAAAAACUCGCCGGUGAUGCUUGCGGUCGCCGAAGGCCAAGAUGUCGAUGACGAGGUCGCCGAUGCUGCGCAGCAGGAGUUUGAGGCGUACUACGUCAAGCUCUGGAAGUCCUUCGAGGAACACGGCGAGCUCGACCAGCUGCUGUGCUGCGACAACAUUGGCGACCAUAUGAUCGGCAACGUGUACGUAAAGUACGCGACAGAGGACGGCGCGGCGAAAGCUAUGAAGCACCUGGUCGCGACAAAACAGGAUGCUGCGCCCGUGCUAGCGGAGUUCAGCCCAGUGCACGACUUCCGCCAGUGCCGCUGCAAACAGUUCAUGGAGGGCCGCUGUCAGCGCGGCGGCUACUGCAACUUUGUGCACUUGAAGCAUCUGCCACGCGUUUUGCGUCGCAGGCUCUUGAAGGAAAUGUACGAAAAACACGCGGAGUACACCAGCAACUGA
Messenger RNA from Dermatophagoides pteronyssinus (European house dust mite), 624 nucleotides. RefSeq names its product splicing factor U2af small subunit A-like. The record is from RefSeq and is a predicted model, not a curated record. NCBI's taxonomy places the organism in Eukaryota, Metazoa, Arthropoda, Arachnida, Sarcoptiformes, Pyroglyphidae.